Amphimedon queenslandica is the source of this 740-nucleotide messenger RNA. RefSeq lists its product as uncharacterized. Bases 41 to 652 code for a protein of 203 amino acids. The transcript is spliced from 5 exons. The record is from RefSeq and is a predicted model, not a curated record. Lineage: Eukaryota; Metazoa; Porifera; Demospongiae; Haplosclerida; Niphatidae. Gene Ontology annotation, molecular function: protein binding.
ACUAGGAGGAUCUGAUCCUAGUUCAGUUAAAAUAGAUACAAUGCCAACAGCUCCUACUGGUGUACCUACUUCUUUGUCUUUAUUACAACCAAUUAAUAAUCUCACUUGGAAUGAGGUCGAUUGCUCUAGGCGUAAUGGACUAAUCACAGGCUAUACAGUGAUGAUCAGUAACAGUAGUAUCACAUACAACCUCACCAGUACUGAGAGAUAUAUCAUAUUAAAUGAUCUAGUAUUUGAUACUGUGUAUAUCAUUAGUGUAGCAGCUGUCAAUUCUGCUGGAAGAGGUCCUUUCAGUGACCCUAUUGCACUACUAUUACACCCAUCACAAUCAUCAGUGUAUCUAAGUGAUAUAUCACAAACAUAUAUCAGUACAUCAACUAGUAACAAUGGUGUCAUUAUUCUUGGAGUGUUAGGUGGUGUAUGGUUGAUUCUUCUAACUAUAACUUUUAUUUAUUUUAUAUACUAUUUCCUAAGAUUGCAAAUUUCUUUCGCUGCCAGACAAGCAAAAACUGAUGAAGAUAUUGCAAUGCAAGUGUGUACACCAUAUGAUCUUCAUAAGACUGAACUACCAAGUGAAGAGAAUGAAGGAGCUUAUGAAGAAUGUGAAGCACCACCUGAUGCAGUAACUGAUGACUCUAUUUAUGACCUUUGAAUAUAUUAUCAAUGUGUAAUAGAAGGUGUGAACUUACUAUAUAGAUUUAGUAUUGUACAAUUUUAGCUUUAUAUACAUUUCUUAGCAU